UCGAGUUAUUCUGAGCGAUAGACUCUGCAGGAAUAUGCUCCUAAAACGAUAUUUCUCUGUCGACAUCAAAGGCAUUUUGGCGUGUCCUUGGUUUAUUUAUGGAGCGUGCUUUCUGUGCGUGUUUUGCUCUUGUGAUCCCAGAUUAACACUAAAACAAGAUGAUUCUCUACUGUUAUACAACACGAAUUAUAGUCAUACAGUCUUAUUUCAUCAAGAAGGAUCAAAGAGCCUCUGGGUGGGAGGAUUAAAUAAUGUUCUACACGUUGAUGUAGACACUGGUCAGAUUUUGGAGAACUUCACUCUGAAUCCAAACUUACCAAGAUGUGGUAAGAGCUCUUGUGAAAAUGUAAUAACUGUAAUUGAGAGAUUUCAAGACUGCACAUUCGUAUGUGGGACGAAUGGAGGAGAGCCAAAGUGUUGGAAAUUGUUUCCCACAGAAAGCAAUCAUUCCACCGAGGUAGACGGCACAGGGAUCUCACCUCACACAUGUACACAGAACUCGCUGUCUCUGAUGGCAGAUGGAGACCUCUAUGCAGCAGCUCCUCUUUACAGUGAUGGAACCCUGCUGCAGUUUCGAAGAAAAGCUGGAAAUCGAAUCAGCGUAUGGAUGCAUGACCAAUGGGUCUCAGAACCCACUUUUAUCUCCAGUUUUCUGGCCGAGCGCAAAAAUGACUCCUUGAAUGAGAAGAUAUACGUCUUAUUUCGUGAAAAAAACUCGGACACGAGCCCAGAAGCUGAUCCUUGGAUAUCUAGAGUUGCCAGAGUUUGUAAGGUUGAUGAGGGCGGUCCCAAGCUGUUCCUCCAGAACAUCUGGACCUCCUUCCUGAAGGCACGACUCGUUUGCGGGAUUCCUAGCGAGUCGUUGUACUUCAACCGCCUACAGGACGUUUUCGUCCAGCAUGCCGAGGACUGGAGGAAGUCGCGAGUGUAUGCGCUCUUCUCCAGCAGCUGGAACUCUACUGCUGUCUGCAUAUACUACUUGAAGGAUCUUGACUAUGUUUUUGAGAAAUCUUCCUUCAAAGGUUAUACUGAGGCCAUUCCCAGCCCAAGACCAGGAACGUGUGUGAAAAACAGCAAUUCCAUUCCAGUCCCCGACCUCCAUAUUAUUAAAGACUAUCCAGAGAUGGAGGACUGGAUUCAUCCCAUUCAACAAGACACACCUUUCUUUACAAGUAAUAAGAACUUUACCAAGAUAGCUGUUGACCGAGUCCAAGCUUCAGAUGAAAACAUGCACAAUGUGCUGCUGCUUGCAACAGACAAUGGCGAAAUCCUCAAGAUCCUGGAGGACGGCUCCGAAGCUUUUAUCAUCUCCGAAACGCAUCUGUGCAACGGCUCGGCACCCAUACAAUCAAUGAAACUCGACUCUGUUCAGAAGAAGCUGUUCGUAGGAUGUCCUGGUCAGUUGUCCGUGUUAGACCUGCAGAGAUGUCGAGACUACAAUGCUUCCUGUGAGGAAUGUGUUCUUUCCCGCGAUCCAUACUGCGCUUGGACUGAACGAGGCUGCACGUCACAAACAAAAGGAGGAAUACAAAACAUUGCUGAUGGACUGACUAACGUAUGUCACCAAAAAACAGUGGGAAGAUUCAAACGUGAUGUGCAACAAUCAUCGACGGCUCCGAUCCGACACUUUGUGGCCACUGAUGUCCCGUUUUAUCUCUCUUGUCCUGUUGAUUCCAAUCAUGCCACUUAUAUAUGGGAACAUGGGCACAAGAGAAGCCCAUGCCAGCAGACUCAAUCAGAAUGCCUCCUCCUCAUCCCAGCCAUGAAUGCUGACAUGUAUGGAAAUUACAAAUGUAUUUCCCAUGAACGUGAUUACACUAAAACUGUGAAUGAAUAUGACCUUUUUCCUAAGCCUGCUUUUAAUGAUGCUUUCAAGCUCAGAGCCCAGGACUGGUUUAUGGCUGCAUUUAUCACUAGUGCCUUCAAUCUGUGCUCACUUUAAGGUCAAAGUAGUUAUAUAAAUGUCAGUGCUUCUGUCCUCCAGCAUUUCUGACCUGUAAGCUGAUUAAAACCAUCACUGUCA
Rhinichthys klamathensis goyatoka is the source of this 2023-nucleotide messenger RNA. RefSeq names its product semaphorin 7A (gene sema7a). NCBI's taxonomy places the organism in Eukaryota, Metazoa, Chordata, Actinopteri, Cypriniformes, Leuciscidae. The record is from RefSeq and is a predicted model, not a curated record. Gene Ontology annotation, molecular function: integrin binding; chemorepellent activity; semaphorin receptor binding. Bases 35 to 1942 code for a protein of 635 amino acids. The transcript is spliced from 14 exons. Gene Ontology annotation, biological process: positive regulation of macrophage cytokine production; positive regulation of axon extension; integrin-mediated signaling pathway.